This is a messenger RNA of Hydatigera taeniaeformis, 333 nucleotides long. NCBI's taxonomy places the organism in Eukaryota, Metazoa, Platyhelminthes, Cestoda, Cyclophyllidea, Taeniidae. The record is from the annotation of a GenBank genome assembly.
AUGAUGUGUUCAGCUGCCUUCACACAGGCAACGGUGGCAUCCACAAAGGCCUCACCUGACCUCAUGCAAUCACUUCACUGGGCUAGUGCACCACUUGUCCUCGAAGGCCGCUCAGUUGAGGAUGAAAUUGUUCGACAGUCGCACUCCGACAUUGCCACCAUUGUCAUCAGUUACACCAUCAUGGUGGUCUACGUCAGCAUUUGUCUUGGCAACUACCGUGGACUUCGAACCUGCCUCUCGUUGUUGCUACUGGCAGUUGUUUUAGCCCCGCAAGACGAUAGGAAAUUGGCCACUGGACAGAAGAAGGCCGAUGCAAUGCGCAAAGAAAAGUGA